Messenger RNA from Gongylonema pulchrum, 687 nucleotides. Lineage: Eukaryota; Metazoa; Nematoda; Chromadorea; Rhabditida; Gongylonematidae. The record is from the annotation of a GenBank genome assembly.
AUGAAGAGGGAUACAAGCAGCGAAGACGUCCUCGCGAAUUACGAGCACAUCCAGAAGAUCGGCGAGGGAACGCAUGGAGCUGUCUACAAGUUCUUGGACAAGCGCGCAGGAAAGUUCGUCGCAAUGGAGAAGGUUCUCACAUUGGACGACGAUGAAGGAAUCCCCGCGGCAGUGAUCCGAGAGAUCGGGCUGCUCAGAAAUCUGGUCCAUCCGGACAUCAAGGCUCUGGGCGAGGUUGCUUUGGAGGCGUACCACUCAUACUUGGUAUUCGAGUACCUUCCGACCAAUCUGAAGGAUUAUAUCCGUUCGCUUCCUGAUGGUCAGCUUAUUGAACGGGACGUCCAGAAGCAGUACACGUAUCAAAUACUCCGGGCAACCUGUUUCUGCCACCGAUUCGGCGCCUUGCACUGCAACCUGAAGCCGGAGAACAUACUGCUGGACGGAAACGGGGCCCUUAAGAGUGCUGACUUCGGACUCGCGCAACGAGUCGACGGCGUCAUGAUCAAAAUGUGCACACACGAACUCAAAGCGCACACACGCGAGCUCUGGUACCUGGCCCCUGAACUGCUCCUCGGCAGUGUCCGUUACUCACUGGGAGCGGACAUCUGGAGUAUCGGGUGCAUCUUUGCCGAGCUGGCCACAAGAAAGCCGCUUUUCCAGGGCCGCUCGAGAGCGGAGCAGCUUUGA